AUUCAUUUUUGUUUUCAGAACUUUUGCUCGGCUCCAUCUAUUUAUUUCUGCACCCUUUGCGAGGGCAACAGAGCUUCGUCAGAGCAACUCCAUUGUCUAUUGAUCCAACCCCACCUGAUAGCUGAAGACUACUGCCACUACCACUAGCUAGCAAGGUCUCUUUUCCAGCAGAAGCUAUCUUAUCUGGUGGAGGUUGAGAGUGAAGUUCAAGUUUCUGAUCAAGAUGGCAGCAUUACGGCAUGUUGUUCCACCAUUGGCGACAGUGGCCCUGAUAUACAUGCAUAUAUUGAUAUGUACUGGAUUACAGAGCCCAGUUCAUGGCUUUCAGCUUCCAGUGCCAGCGGGUUCAGUGUCAAGCAGGCAUAGCAGAAGGCAGUGGAAUUAUCAAGCCAAUGUGAUUGAUACUUCAAGACCAACAAGGAGAUCGUCACAAGUGGCAGUGCUGCAUCAGAGUAGCACUAGCAACAGCAAUAGCAACGGCAACCGACCGCCCAGCAAACGACGACGUGCGGUUCUCAAAGUGAAGAAUCUGAUUACUGGGGUUCAACGAGGCACGGUAACAUUUGCAACUACCCUUUUGGGCAAAUUCAAACGGUUGUCCAAGAAGUCCAAAGUUUUAGUUUGUGCCUACAUGCUCGUUGUAUCGCUCAUCUUGGGCAGUGUGGGCAGAUCGGUCUAUCUCAAGAGAACCUCUCCGGAUUUCCCCAUGAAUCCCAAACGACCCAUUGAAAUCACAUACAGUUCCUUUAUGGAUCUCGUUGAACAGCAGCAACAGCAACAACCUGUACAACCACAAUCAUCAUCAUCACCGUCCAUUCAGUCACUCACCAGAGCUGCCACGAAACAGCCAGAAUCAUCAACAUCACAGUCAUCGACAAUUCCCAAAGUCGACAAGGUCAAAAUUGCCGCCGAUCGAAUAUCCUUUCGAUUGUCCAAACCCGACAACGAAGGAGGCACCAAGUACCUCACGGCAUACACGCGCAAACCACCGGCAUCCCCCGAAUUAUUGGGGUAUCUGCGCCAACACAAUCUCGAUUUUACCGCUGCCAGUGUCCAACGCAACGUUAUUAUGGUCUAUACGCUACGGUCGUGUUUGUUUACGCUCUAUGGACUCUUUUUAUGGCGCAUGUAUCAGACCAUGCGCAGUAAUUCGGGACAAUCCUCGUCGGAUGUACCCGGGAAACUACUGCAACAAAGUGAACGACCAUUGGCAUCCUUUACCGACAUUCAAGGCAUUGACGAUGCCAAAAAUGAAGUCAUGGAAUUGGUCGAUACGCUACGCAAUCCCAGCAAGUAUGCCAUUUUGGGAGCCCGGGCACCCACGGGACUUUUAUUGGAAGGACCACCCGGAACGGGAAAGACCAUGUUGGCUCGUGCCACGGCUGCCACGGCGGGUGUCCCGUUGCUCUAUUGUUCGGGCAGCGACUUUAUUGAACUCUACGUGGGCCGUGGAGCGGGACGGGUCCGACGUAUGUUCGAACGAGCCAUCAAACUGGCACCCUGCAUCAUUUUCAUUGACGAAUUGGAUACAUUGGGCAAAGCACGAGAUUCUGGAAGCAAUGGACUACUGGGUGGCAUGCCCAGUCGCGCCAAUGACGAAGCCGAACAAACACUCAACCAACUACUCUCGUGUAUGGAUGGAUUGGAUUCCAGUCGACGUAUUUGCGUACUUGCGGCUACCAAUCGCAAAGAUGUACUCGAUCAGGCACUGAUACGACCCGGUCGGUUCGAUCGUAUCGUGACACUGCGACUUCCCAAUGCCCAAGGACGAGAGAAUAUAUUACGCGUGCAUGCCAAUAAACUGCCAGGAUUUGAAGAAUGCAAUGGAGUGGAUCCCGAUCGAGCCAAUGCGUUGGGCAAAGGCAAGACAAUUGACUUGAGUGCCGUGGCGGCCAUUACGGAUGGAUUGAGUGGUGCCGAAUUGGAAUUCAUAGUCAAUGAAGCCGCCAUUCGAGCGGUGCGACGGGUCAGUGGUGCAUUGCGACAGGGCGCCAACCCCGAGACACUGGUCUCUCAUGUGGAUGCCUCCGAUUUUGAAGCCAGUGUGGCCAACUUUUUUGCCACGCGACGCAAAGGCGGCAACAACAAUCCAGCGGGGGAUGUGUGGAAAAAUAUGUUUCAAUCGUAGCUAUCCUAUGGCUGCAUAUUAUGUUGUUUAUCUUGAUGGACCAAACCGGCAGAGAUGUCAGCCGAAACACAGCAAGUAUGAUUAUAUAUGAGGAAGAGGCUUGACUGGCUACAGUGUAUCAUUUGCAUGCAGAAAUACAUAGUAAAAAAGGUCUUUUCCUUCUGCU
Messenger RNA from Seminavis robusta, 2294 nucleotides. NCBI's taxonomy places the organism in Eukaryota, Bacillariophyta, Bacillariophyceae, Naviculales, Naviculaceae. The record is from the annotation of a GenBank genome assembly.